Molecule: messenger RNA, 3349 nt
Organism: Phodopus roborovskii (desert hamster)
Lineage: Eukaryota; Metazoa; Chordata; Mammalia; Rodentia; Cricetidae
Gene: Naa25
Product: N-alpha-acetyltransferase 25, NatB auxiliary subunit
Exons: 24
Coding region: 99-3017 (972 amino acids)
Biological process (GO): N-terminal peptidyl-methionine acetylation
Cellular component (GO): NatB complex; cytoplasm
Molecular function (GO): protein binding; protein-N-terminal amino-acid acetyltransferase activity
Source: RefSeq, a predicted model, not a curated record
CUAUCGCGAUAAGCCGGCGAGAUCGACGCUGGCCCUUUAACGGCCCCUUCUCGGGGGCCUGCCUAGCGCGUGCGCACUGCGGUUCUGCGCUUGUCAUCAUGGCGACGCGGGGCCAUGUGCAGGAUCCUAACGACCGGCGCCUCCGGCCCAUUUACGAUUAUCUUGAUAAUGGAAAUAAUAAAAUGGCAAUUCAGCAAGCUGAUAAAUUGUUGAAGAAACACAAAGAUCUUCACUGUGCAAAGGUUCUCAAAGCAAUUGGUUUACAGAGAACUGGAAAACAGGAAGAAGCCUUCAGCUUGGCACAGGAGGUGGCUGCCCUUGAACCCACAGAUGACAACUCCCUGCAGGCCCUGACCAUUCUUUACCGGGAGAUGCACCGGCCGGAGUUAGUCACGAAGCUUUAUGAGGCGGCUGUGAAGAAAGUCCCCAAUAGCGAGGAGUAUCACUCUCACCUCUUCAUGGCCUACGCCAGAGUGGGCGAGUACAAGAAGAUGCAGCAGGCUGGCAUGGCUCUGUAUAAGAUUGUCCCCAAAAACCCUUACUACUUUUGGUCCGUGAUGAGCUUAAUCAUGCAAUCUAUAUCUGCACGAGAUGAAAACCUCUCAAAAACCAUGUUUCUGCCCCUGGCAGAGAGGAUGGUAGAGAAAAUGGUGAAAGAAGACAAGAUAGAAGCUGAAGCUGAAGUUGAACUUUACUAUAUGAUCCUGGAACGCUUGGGGAAGUACCAGGAAGCCCUGGAUGUCAUUAGAGGGAAAUUAGGAGAGAAAUUGACAAGUGAGAUUCAGAGUCGGGAAAACAAAUGCAUGGCCAUGUACAAGAAACUGAGCAGGUGGCCAGAGUGCAACGCCCUUUCCAGACGCCUCCUGUUGAAAAACUCAGAUGACUGGCAGUUCUAUCUGACUUAUUUCGAUUCUGUCUUUCGACUGAUUGAAGAGGCCUGGACACCUCCUGCUGAAGGGGAACACUCCUUAGAAGGGGAAGUACACUGCUCUGCAGAAGACGCCGUGAAGUUUAUAGAGGACAGGAUAACAGAGGCAUCACAAAGUGCCCGACAUGUCCGAGGCCCACACCUUGCAAAGUUGGAGCUCAUCAGGCGCCUGCGGAGCCAAGGCUGUAAUGAUGAGUACAAGCUGGGUGACCCGGAAGAGCUAAUGUUCCAGUAUUUCCAGAAGUUCGGGGAUAAGCCAUGUUGCUUCACAGACCUGAAGGUGUUUGUUGACCUCCUGCCUGCUGCCCAGUGCACACAAUUUAUUAAUCAGCUUCUUGGAGUUGUUCCAUUGUCAACACCAACAGAGGACAAGCUUGCCCUGCCAGCUGACAUCCGUGCCCUGCAGCAGCAUCUAUGUGUUGUGCAGCUGACAAGGCUGCUUGGCUUGUACCACAUCAUGGAUAAGAACCAGAAGCUGGGUGUGGUCAGAGAGUUGAUGUUAAGGUACCAGCACGGACUGGAAUUUGGGCGCUCUUGUUUGAAGACAGAGUUGCAGUUCUCUGACUAUUAUUGCCUCCUUGCUGUCCACGUGCUCACUGAUAUAUGGAGAGAAGCAGGUGAGGAGACUGCUGUAUGGCAGGCCCUGACUCUGCUGGAAGAAGGCUUAACCCACAGCCCGUCCAAUGCUCAGUUCAAAUUGCUGCUUGUUCGAAUCUACUGCAUGCUGGGUGCAUUUGAGCCAGUGGUGGAUCUUUACUCCAGCCUUGAUGCUAAGCAUAUCCAGCACGACACCAUUGGCUACCUUCUGACCCGAUAUGCUGCAUCCUUGGGUCAGUAUGCUGCGGCCUCCCAGUCCUGUAACUUUGCACUCAGGUUUUUCCACUCCAACCAGAAAGAUACCUCAGAAUACAUUAUUCAAGCUUACAAGUACGGUGCAUUUGAGAAGAUCCCAGAAUUUAUCGCUUUUAGGAACAGGCUGAAUAAUUCUCUCCACUUUGCACAAGUGCGCACAGAACGGAUGCUCUUAGACCUUCUACUUGAAGCAAACAUAUCAACUAGCUUGGCAGAAAGUAUUAAAUCAAUGAAUCUGAGGCCAGAGGAAGAUGAUGUUCCAUGGGAAGAUUUGCGAGACAACAGAGACUUGGAUGUUUUCUUUAGCUGGGAUCCAAAGGACAGGAAUGUUUCUGAAGAGCAUAAGAAGCUCUCCUUGGAGGAGGAAACCAUGUGGUUAAGAAUUCGCACCUUAACACUGAGGCUCAUCAGUGGACUUCCAAGUCUUACCCACCCUGUGGAGCCAAAGAACUCAGAGAAGACCUCGGAGAACGGGGUGUCCUCCCGGAUUGACAUUCUUCGUUUGCUCCUCCAACAGCUAGAAGUGGCCGUGGAGAUGGGGGAGCGAUUUAUUGAGAAGGAAAUUCAGUAUCCGUUCCUCGGGCCUGUCCCCACCAGGAUGGGCAGGUUCUUCAGUUCGGGUUGCUGUCAGUGCCAGGUCCGCUCCUUUCAUCUUGUCAGUGAUGUGUAUGAGCUUGAUACCAGUGGCGUAGAGGGUACAGUCGAUAUACAGGAACGAAUAGAAAAUAGUCUUACAACUUUACUAGAACUAUUAAAAGGUGUCUUCAGCACAUGUAAAGGCGAACUCUUAGAAGUUAAAGAUGGUAACAUGAAGACCCAGCCUGCCAUCUUGGAGAACCUAGUCUUCUUCGUUGAGACUAUCUCUGUUGUCCUUUGGGUAUCCAGUUACUGUGAGAGUGUCUUGCGACCAUACAAAUUAAAUAUACAGAAAAAGAAAAAGAAGAAAAAAGAGACCAGCAUCAUCAUGCCUCCAGUCUUCACCAGUUUCCAAGACUAUGUUACUGGACUUCAGACUUUAAUUUCCAACGUUGUGGAUCAUAUUAAAGGACUUGAAACAAAUCUAAUUGCACUUAAACUUGAGGAACUCACAUUAGAAGACACAUGUAUCUCUCCGGAAGAAAGAAAAUUUUCAAAGACUGUGCAGGGGAAAGUGCAGAGCAGUUACCUGCACUCACUUCUGGAAAUUGGGGAGCUGCUCAGAAAAAGACUUGAGACCACAAAGAAACUAAAAAUUUAAGAAAGUAUGAACCACAGGCACUGAAGAUGCUCUAGCAGAAGACGACACACCACCUUCCCUGGCAGCAGCAACAUCUGCUGCUGGCCAUCGUUUUCAUCCAGAACUUCCUCACAAAUGCAUGAAGGACUUUGAUCGUGAAUUAAUUUUUGAGGUAUUAAAUAUAUACAACUGAUUAUAAAUUAUUGUAUAUAAACCAGAAGCAGGACCCUCAUCUGGGUUUACCACUCUUUAUAUCUGUUCAUACACACAGGACAGCAACGAGAGCCCCACUUCUCUCCCAUCACCAGAAAUGUCUGGGGUGGGCUUUCUAUACAAGCAGCAAUAGAAAUAAG